Messenger RNA from Phragmites australis (common reed), 667 nucleotides. RefSeq lists its product as uncharacterized. Bases 99 to 347 code for a protein of 82 amino acids. The transcript has 2 exons. NCBI's taxonomy places the organism in Eukaryota, Viridiplantae, Streptophyta, Magnoliopsida, Poales, Poaceae. The record is from RefSeq and is a predicted model, not a curated record.
CAGCAGGGUCCCUUGCCCAAAAACUGCUCUCCACGGUCAGGCUCACACCUCACCCCCUAUCUGACUGAAUCCGAGGAGCGGCGGCGGCGGCGACGACGAUGGGCGGCGACCAUGGCGGCGGGCACGGGGGCGGCGACUUCCGCCACAAGGUGUGGAGCAUGACGGGUGGACCCUACUGCCGCCCCGUCCACUGGCGCCGCAACACCGCCAUCGCCAUGUUCGGCAUCUUCCUCAUCUGCAUCCCCAUCGCCAUGAAGUCCGCCGAGCUCGAGCAACGCCCGCAUCACCCAGUCCGGCCGAUCCCAUCCCAACUGUGGUGCAAAAACUUUGGCAAGAAAGAGUACUGAAGGGAUGUGUUCCAACUUGCAUGGAAGGCACCUGCUCCUUCUACAUUUUUUUUUGUGUGUGUGUGGUCAGCGAUCAAUGCUGGAAGAAGUGUAAUGAACAAAUGCUGGAAUGCUACGUGUAAUGGCUUUUGGCUUUUCAUCAUGUCAUAUAAGGAGUGCCUGUCGAACUAAAAUAAAGUGGUAAUUUCAUAAGCCUCUGAUGAAUUUACUUGAGGGGUUUGAUGCUGUGAAUGUAGACACGGCAAGUUGACCUUUGCGUACUUCACCAGUGAAGAUUCUUAGUUAUCGCAUGUUUGUGAUGGCAUGCUAUCAGUUUGUCA